Messenger RNA from Lolium rigidum, 1725 nucleotides. Its product is annotated as AT-hook motif nuclear-localized protein 9-like. The transcript is spliced from 5 exons. The record is from RefSeq and is a predicted model, not a curated record. NCBI's taxonomy places the organism in Eukaryota, Viridiplantae, Streptophyta, Magnoliopsida, Poales, Poaceae. Gene Ontology annotation, molecular function: minor groove of adenine-thymine-rich DNA binding. The coding region runs from base 368 to 1603 and encodes 411 amino acids.
AUCGGUCUGCUCUCCUCUUCGCUGUACCCAUCCCAGUCCCACCCUUCCCCUUCCCCGCUGAAAAACACAUCCCGGCUACUUGCCCCUCCCUCUUGUGCAUGUAGGCCAACCGCGUCAUCUUAUCCUUCAUCCUCUCUCUCCCAUCAUUCCAUCUGAUCUAGCUAGCACCUCGUGCUCCUGGUGGUGCCUCCCAUCAUCCCCUCAUCUCUCCCUGUCCACCAUUCUUUUUCUUACCCUGCGGCCAAGGGAAGACAAGCUGCCGCCGCCGGUGGACGAAGCUAAGCUUGCCGUGUUUGACCGUGAUCAGCAGCAACCCUAUCGCCCGAGCUUGCUGGAGCAGCAGCAGCAGCUACCGAUCGAUCCAUGCAUGGAUGGCAAAGAACUCAUCUCACCGUCCGACCUGCCGCCAUUCUACCCGCAACAACAGCCCCACCACCACCGCAUGCUCGGCGGCGGUGGAGGAGGGCAUAACAGCCCUUCCUCGCUCGCCGGGAUGCACUCCGUCAUCCGCCCCAUGCCCAACAUGAGCAUGAGCCCCACGGCCAUCCUCCAGUCCAUCGGCGGCGGCGGCCCCGGCUCCCUCUCCGGGAUGCAGUUCCACAUGGACAGCACGCCCUCGCCGUCCUCCAUGAUGCACGGCGGCAACAUGUCCGGCUCCGGCAACAUGGUCUCCGUUUCUGGCUCCGGCGGCACGAUGCCGGUCCCCAGCCAGCCGGAGCCGGUCAAGCGGAAGCGGGGCCGGCCGCGCAAGUACGGGCCCGACGGGGCCAUGAAGCAGCACCUGGCGUCCACGCAGGGGCAGCAGCAGCAACAUCACCAGAUGAUGGGCGCGCCGCCGCCGCCGAGGAUGGGGUCCAUGUCCGGGCAGGACAUGGCGGGCGGGUUGGACGACGCGGCGGCCAAGAAGCGACGGGGCAGGCCUCCCGGGACCGGGAAGAAGCUCUCCUCCCCUAAACCCUCCGGCAAUGCGUUCUCUGGCUCAGCUGGAACGAGCUUCACUCCUCACAUCAUAACAGCAUCUCCUUCAGAGGAUGUAGCAGGGAAGAUAGCGGCAUUCGUCAGCCAGUCACCGAGGGCUGUGUGCGUGCUCUCGGCGAUGGGCUCCGUCUCCAGGGCUGUCCUCCGCAACCCAGGAGACCAUGCCUCCUCCGCCGCAAUGGCUCCUCCUUCUUACAACAACAAUCCUUCCAUUUACGAGGGCUUGUAUGAGAUCCUGAGUUUAUCUGGCUCUUACAAUCUGAAUGAGGCGCAGCUGAACCAGAGUGACGGGCUCAGCGUCACGCUCUGCAGCCCAGAGAGGCAUGUCAUUGGAGGUGUUCUGGGUGGAGCCUUGGUGGCUGCCAGCACAGUGCAGGUGGUACUAGGGACUUUUGUCAAUGGAGGGUCCAAAUCAAAAUCAAAGAAAGCCGUGAAACCACCGCCGGCCUUCGGUCCCGACACGCUUGCCGGCGGAGGAGGGCCAGACGCGUCACCCAGCUCUGGUGGACAUAACCAAAACCUAACGCCGCCACCCUCCAUCGUAACAACUGGAGGAUGGCCUAGCUCCAGGAUAUUUGACACGAGAAGUUCCAGCAUUGAUAUCAACAACUCGUCUAGAGGAUAGCUCACCUGUCGAUACCUCCAGGUCUCAAGAAAUUUUCUGUUCCUGAAAGAAAACCGAAUGUAUACUUUGAAAUAGCUCAUUCAGUUUUUUAAGAUGAUUCUUAUAGGUUGUCAUUGCAGCAA